Messenger RNA from Budorcas taxicolor (takin), 3556 nucleotides. Its product is annotated as zinc finger protein 501-like. Bases 588 to 2048 code for a protein of 486 amino acids. Gene Ontology annotation, biological process: regulation of DNA-templated transcription. The record is from RefSeq and is a predicted model, not a curated record. The transcript has 5 exons. Lineage: Eukaryota; Metazoa; Chordata; Mammalia; Artiodactyla; Bovidae.
GAGCCGUGAGCCGGGGCCGACAGAACAGGACCGACAAAGCGUCAGAGGAGUCCCGCUGCACAGAAGCGAGUCUGAGGUUCGGCCGCAGCACCGCGCGAGAUGAUUCGCACCAGGGCCGGUUUAAGACCCGCCGGCCCGCUCCCGGACCCACUCCGCCCAAGGGCCUGGAUGGCUGCGGCCGAUCGGAGGGACCCGCCGCAGGUACAAGCAGUAAGUCCAAUACAUUCUCAGCAGUAGACUUUCUUCUGGACCUGCCUAUGAUGUCAGAGCCACAUGUACCAUCCUGAUCCUGUGUUUUAUUCACUGCUGUGAGAACCACAGUGCCCAGAGGACCCCGAGCCAACAAAGGCACGUGAGCGUGGAACCAAUGAAGGUCCAGGAGAGGGCCAUUUCUGUGUGUACCAUCGUGUUGGGACAGGACUUCCCGCAUCCUCCUAGUGGCGAUCUGUUUCCUACUCAGAGGUUCCAGAACGCUGGGUCGGUUCCAAGGUGACCCAGACUGAGAAGGAGACGUGAGCAAGAAAAGUCACUGUGCCUGCUUCACAGAGACAGAUCUGAAGCACUAGGCUGCUGCACCUCGGAGUCCAAUGGCGGCGGUGACACUGAGGGACACGCAUCAGGGAAGUGUGACCUUUGAAGAUGUGGUUGUGUACUUCUCCUGGGAGGAGUGGGGUCUCCUGGAUGAGAAUCAGAGAUGCCUGUACCACGAUGUGAUGCUGGAGAACUUUGCGCUCGUGACCUCACUGGGUUGUUGGUAUGGAAUGGAGGAGGCAGUGGCAUUUUCUGUGGAGAGUGUUCCUGUAGAACAAACAUCACGGGGCAAGACUGUAGUUCCAUACCCAUCCAUUGAGAAGACACAGCCCUGUGAGGGGUGUGUCAGGGCCAGGAGAGACGGUCUACAGCUGCCUGAGCACCAAGGCCUGCAUCUUGAGCAAAACUCACAGCCCUGUGAGGAGUAUGAGAAGCAACCAAGGUUUAGCCCUGGCUUCCACCCAGAGCCCAGCAACGAGAAGCCAUCCAGAAGGGACACAGACAAGGCACGUGUGAGAAGUUACAGAUUUCAUGUAUCAGCAAAGCCCUUCACUUGUGAGGAAGUGGGCAAGGAUUUCCUGGCUAUGCUGAACCUCCUCCAGCAUCAGGCCACACUCAAAGGGACAAAGCCACAGAGCAGCUUUCAGUGUGCAGAGCCCUUUUUUGAUGGAAAAAGUCAGUACAAGUGCAGUGAGCAUGAGAAACUGUUUAGCUGUGAAUACACACUUUUUCAGGAUCAGCAGAUUCUCGCUAGAAAAAACUACCAGGACUGUGAUGACUGCGAGAAACCUUUUAACCAAAGUUCCCUCCUUAUCAAUUGCCAGAGACCUGAUAACACAGGAGCAAGGCCUUACGAGUGCAGCGAAUGUGGGAAGUCCUUUAGCCAAAGCUACAGACUCAUUCAGCACCACAGAAGUCACACUGCAGCACGGCCUUAUAAGUGCAAUGAAUGUGGGAAAGCCUUUAGCUACAAAUUAAGACUUGUGCAGCACCUACAGAUUCACAGUAAAGUGAGGCCUUAUGAGUGUGGCGAGUGUGGGAAAUCCUUCAGCUACAGCUCUACUCUCAUUAAACACCAGAGAGUUCACACUGGAGCCAGGCCUUAUAAGUGUGGUGAGUGCGGGAAUUCCUUUAGCCAAAGCUCCAAUCUCAUUCAACACCAGAAGAUCCACAGUGGGGCAAGGCCUUAUAAAUGCACUGAAUGUGGAAAAUCCUUCAGCUACAAAUGCAAACUUGUGCAGCACCUGCGCAUUCACACUGGAGAGAGGCCUUAUGAAUGUGGGGAAUGUGGGAAAUCCUUUAGCCACAGCUCCACCCUCAAUCAACACCAGAGAAUUCACACUGGAGCCAGACCUUACAAGUGUGAUGAAUGUGAGAAAUCCUUCAGCCAAAAGUCCAAUCUCAUUCAGCACCGGAGAGUUCACACAGGAGAAAAGCCUUAUGAAUGUGGGGAAUGUGGGAAAUCCUUCAGUCAAAGCUCCCACAUCAUUCAACACAGAAAACUGCACACCAGAUAACCUCACGAAUGCAAUGACUGUGAGAACACCAGUCACAGCCAAUGUCUAUAUUCAACUAGAAAAUUAUGCAGCAGAUUUGGGGAAACCAUCUUAAAGGUCUAAGCCCAACAGGGAACAUGGGUUUCUUUGUGAAGGGGCCAUCUCUUAGAAGUUGAGCAUUAUACAGCUGAACAGACACAGCAAAAACAUUCCUUUUGAGUUUGUAGGUUGGUGGGAAGCUUUUAGGAGCCUUUCUGCAUAUUUCACUGCUGGCUCUGUUUCCUCAGUUACAUCCCUUCUGGUUUCUGUGGCAGAAGCCUCACCCCUACCAGCCAGUAGUUUCCAGGUUCCAACACUUUGUAUCAGUCCUGGCAGUUUGAUCAGGAGAGGGAGAUGUCUCAUCUCUGUCCCAUUCUUUACAGAACAGUAUGAAUAAUUUUCAGGGUUACCUCAUAUUCCUUCCCCUCUGACAAAUUAGGGCUCAAUCCAAUUUUAGUAAAGUGUGGGUAACAUUGGCAGCAGUAGGCUUACCACCUUCCACUAGAGGUCCAGCUUGCAUAGCUGCCAAAAGUCUCCUAGGAAAGAAGGCUUUAGUAAAGGGUCCUAAUUUAUGGCCUGGAUGCAAGGAAUUUGGUGGACCCAGAGGUCACCUGUAAGAAGCACCUCUGGUGCUUCUGUGAGAAGCAUAGAAAUCAGUUCCCUUUUCCCCAGUAUUAACAUAAUCCUGAGCACUGUUGUGGAGAAGCUCCAGGUACUGCAAAAAUCAUGUGCCUUCAGGUCUCAAGCUGGGUUUUUUGGUGUUACUGAACGGUUUCAAGGGUGAAGCCAGAAACUUCACACGGAAAUGCUGGAUGUGGUUAUAUGCACUGGAGGAGGCUGUGGCAAUGAAAGGAAGUGCCUGUUGUAAAGGCACCUCCGCAAAUGUCCCAGUGGCUAUGAUGUGUUAGAUGAGUGUGUACACUCCCAUUAUGUGUUCUUCCUUUAAUUGAGGUCAGUGUCAGAGCAAAUAAAGCUUUGCUUAUUCUCUUAACCUCUGGACUCUUCACCCUGAGCCUCAUGCUGCACAGACAGUGACAGACGGGGGUGAAGCAAGAUGCUGGAGCCCAGGGAUAUAGCUUUUGUGACCAGUUUCCUGCUGACUCAAAAACAGUCUUUACCAGUAUAUUUUUUCCCUGAUGGAGGGCCUGCCAGGGAAAGACAGGUUUCUAAGGCUCUGGUUAUGAAAAAAAAAACUAGGAAAAUUUCUAUGUAAAACAAAUUUCUACAAAGUUUUAUUGAAAUAUAAUUGAUUAAAAUUGUACAAUAUGAUACUAUUUACUUGUACACCCAUAAAACUAUUAAAAAACAUAUCUACAACAAAUAGUUUAUUGUUCCCCCUUUUUUUUUUUUUUUAAGCCACACUGCAUAGCUUCUGGGAUAUCUCAACUCAACCAGAGGUUGAUCUGGGGCUGUGGCAGUGAAGCCCAGGAUUCUAGCCUCUAAGCUACCAGGAUACUCACUUGUACCCUUUUAAAAACUCUCCCUCUGUC